UCCUGAAGCAUAUAGAGAAAGGGGUCUGGCUCCUGGGGUUCAGGGCCGGGUCAUGGAGUUGGUGUUCGGGGCACCUCCUUCCUUCUGAAACGGAUCCGGGUAGGCAGGGCUGACAGGUUGGGUGGCAUAGCCAAGCUGACACUCACCUCCAGCAUAAAACCUCACUUCAUGGAGCCUGUACCUCCGUAGCACUAGGGAGAGCGCCUGCCACCGCUCACCAGAGCUCAACCAACCACCAAGCCAGAGACCAUGAGGCAGCUCCACAUCCCUGGCCUGCUGCUGCUGCUGCUGCCGCCACUACUGCUGACAUCUGGGACUGAAGGGGCCAGGGCUCUGAGAGCCUGUGGGCGCCCAAAGAUGUUCAACCGGAUGGUGGGCGGGGAGGACGCCUUAGAAGGCGAGUGGCCCUGGCAGGUCAGCAUCCAGCGCAACGGGGUCCACUUCUGUGGGGGCAGUCUCAUCGCAUCAACGUGGGUCCUCACUGCUGCACACUGCUUCUCCAACACUUCAGACAUAUCCAUAUACCAAGUCCUGCUGGGGGCACUGCAGCUGCAGCAGCCAGGACCACACGCCCUGUAUGUCCCUGUGAAGAGGGUAAAAAGCAAUCCCGAGUACCGAGGCAUGGCCUCCAGUGCCGACGUGGCUCUUGUGGAGCUGCAGGUGCCUGUGACCUUCACCAAGUACAUCCUUCCUGUGUGUGUGCCUGACCCCUCCAUCAUCUUUGAGUCAGGCAUGAACUGCUGGGUCACUGGCUGGGGCAGCCCCAGUGAACAAGACCGACUACCCAACCCACGGAUCCUGCAGAAACUGGCUGUGCCUAUCAUUGACACGCCCAAGUGCAACUUGCUGUACAGCAAAGAUGCUGAGUCUGACAUCCAGCUCAAAACCAUCAAGGAUGACAUGCUCUGUGCAGGCUUUGCAGAGGGCAAGAAGGAUGCCUGUAAGGGUGACUCUGGAGGCCCGCUGGUGUGCCUUGUGGGCCAGUCAUGGGUGCAGGCUGGAGUGAUCAGCUGGGGAGAGGGCUGUGCCCGCCGGAACCGCCCUGGUGUCUACAUCCGUGUCACUUCCCAUUACAAAUGGAUCCACCAAAUCAUCCCAGAACUGCAGUUCCAGGGGAGGGCCAGCAGCCAGCAGCAGCAAAGAGACCCCCGUGGUUGGCAGCGCCUGGUGGGGAACUCUGCCCCCUGCCUGGCUGCCCAUGCAGUCAUACUGGUCCUGGCAGCACUGCUCACUGUCACCUGAGCCUGCCCAGCUCACAGGUGGAACUGCACCCACUGUACAUUUGUAAAUAGCUGUCCUUGCACCUUAACUGCUAGUUACCUUGACUUAUGUUCAGUCAGGAAAAAGCGUCAUGACCCAUGGCGAGGGUU
Messenger RNA from Acomys russatus (golden spiny mouse), 1370 nucleotides. RefSeq names its product serine protease 27. Gene Ontology annotation, molecular function: serine-type endopeptidase activity. Bases 250 to 1242 code for a protein of 330 amino acids. The transcript has 6 exons. Gene Ontology annotation, biological process: proteolysis. The record is from RefSeq and is a predicted model, not a curated record. NCBI's taxonomy places the organism in Eukaryota, Metazoa, Chordata, Mammalia, Rodentia, Muridae.